AUGUAUGAAGAUGAGGACGACGAUGAUUUGAUUGUUGGAACGCUAGAGAGAUCGUUCGAGGAUCAUAGAGUGAUGAGGCGAGUGUCGGCGUGGCUGCUGGUUCUGGGGGUGGGCGUGCUGGGGGCGGUGGCCGAGGGGCCGGUGCCGUACCCUGGCGUGCCGCUGCCGCCGCCCUCGGUGGACCCCGGGGCGCCCUACACGCACUACGGCCCCGCCGACCCCGGCUUCACCAUCCAGACCGGCUACGAGGGCUUCCUGGUGCCCGUGGAGCAGCAGCUGCACUCGCUGCUGCCGCCCGGCCCCUGGAACGCCUUCACCUCCGUCUUCCUGCACUUCCUGCCCAAGUUCGGUCUCAAGCUGAUCGGCACGGUCGGCCUGUGGCUGCUGGGCUUCUCGCUGGUGGUGCUGCUGGGCGGCGGCUUCACCGUCGCCGUCUGCACCUUCACGCCGCUCUGCACGCUCACCUUCCUGGGGUUCCCCUUCGGCAGGGCGCAGGUGCGCGAGUCCGUGAGGGCCUUCCUCGAGGACGACCGACUCACCCAGGCGGCCGCCUUCGUCACCGAGGCCCUCGAGAAGUACAGCAAAAUGAACGCCAAGGCGGGGAAGUCCUUCGGCGAGAAGGCCAACUCCCUCGACAAGGAAGAUGGCGGUAAGGCCAACUCCCUCAACAAAGAAGACAAAAAGAAAGCCUGAGGCACGUGUAAUCCUCCUCUUCACUUGGCGACCCACUGUGUUCCAACACAGUACAGCAAUGACAGUCACACCUCCAAUUCGUACACGUUGAUUCUAGGAAUAUUCUACUCCGCUCGUGACGCAGGACAGCACCGAAAGGAUUACAUGUCCAGUCCACCAUCCUUCCAUACAGCACAGCACUUUAUCAAACCCCUUUGAAUUGUGGCAUAGAACUCUGGGGAGAACUGAACUUUUGUCACGAUACUUGGAUGCAGAGCUGUCUGGUCAUCUUCAGGUGUAUAUCAUCGGAAGUACGCCGAGCUCAUCCACGUAGGAUACCACUGGCACCUAUCUGGAGCAUUGCUGUUUAAUUGUCACAAUCAUAUUUCCCACUUUGUACUUCCCCAUUCGAGGCUAUUCCUCACUGAACUGUCGAUCUAAGAUGAUACGUGAUGAAAUAUCCAACCCACCAUAUCG
Schistocerca serialis cubense is the source of this 1149-nucleotide messenger RNA. RefSeq lists its product as uncharacterized. Lineage: Eukaryota; Metazoa; Arthropoda; Insecta; Orthoptera; Acrididae. The record is from RefSeq and is a predicted model, not a curated record. The transcript is spliced from 2 exons. The coding region runs from base 1 to 693 and encodes 230 amino acids.